This is a messenger RNA of Brassica napus (rape), 3350 nucleotides long. RefSeq lists its product as uncharacterized. The coding region runs from base 1625 to 3331 and encodes 568 amino acids. Lineage: Eukaryota; Viridiplantae; Streptophyta; Magnoliopsida; Brassicales; Brassicaceae. The transcript is spliced from 2 exons. Gene Ontology annotation, molecular function: zinc ion binding; nucleic acid binding. The record is from RefSeq and is a predicted model, not a curated record.
AUUUCUGUCAUGGCCCAAACCCAUUCAAACCCCCAAACCCAUAUUUUGAGUCAAAAGAAAAACCCUAAAGAAGGGCAUUUUAGUCAUUUUGGAUGAUCUGCAACCUAAGAUAUUUCACUUAAAUGUUGUGGCCACGAUCUAGAGAGGAGAGGGAGAGAAAAUUGAUGGCAAAGCCCUGCCAAAUUCACCAAAAACGCAGCCUGCAACACUCUGUUCUCUAAGUGAGGUCAGUGUCAAGUUGAGGUUUUGGAGAGGAGUUUACGGCCAGAUACUUAAGAUUUAAGCAAAGAGUCUUAGCUGGAUCGAUAGAUCUCGUUUCAAGGAGGACACAACAAUUUUCGUAUCUCAGUUACGAGAGCCAUAUUGUGGGGCAAUUUUCGGUUGAUACAGAAGGAUCUAGGUGACGGUAUUGUUAUGGUUGGAAAGCUGACAUUCCCGGCUUUCUACAGCCACCACGACCACACAUUUACGAGUGUCACAUAGGGGUUUUGUGAGAAGAUUUCCCGGUGAACCAGAGAGAGUUAGAAAGCGAGUAAGAUAUCUCUGGAAAGCUCUUGUUUCGAGGAAUCUGUAUCAGUUGACGGUUUCUUGUUUAGAGUUUCAGAUCGCUAGAACAAUAUUUCAACCGCUAUAUUCAGAAUUUACUUUCAACCUUAGGGCAAAGGUGAGGAUGCGAUCUGUGGAUUCUUAAUAUUAUUAGUCAAGUUGUAUUCUUAAAUGCUAGGUCUAGGAACUUGUUUGUAUUUGAUUGUGAUUGAUGUGUGAUGAUAAUUUGUGAUGAUAAUUUUAAUGAUUAGUUGAUAAUGGUUUAAGUGAUAAGUGAUGAAAGUGUAAAGUAUAUAUAAAAUGUGUGAAGUCGGACUGAGGACGAGGACAUGGCGAUCCCGUCAAAGCCCGUAAACCGGAUGACGAGCCCAAGGUGGCGUACGACCUUUCGAGGUGACGGCCAGCCUAAGUGUUAUGUUAUUAUUAAUAUUGGGAAUGGUUAUGAGAUAAGAAAUGUUAAUGUGAUUAAUGGAAGUGUAUUGAUAUGAAUAAUUUGUUAUGAUUGCUAAUUGUUUAAUAUGUUGAGUGAUGCAUGUUCUAGGACUAGUAUUUUUGUGUGCAAGUUGGUUAAUAAUGUUAGGAGUCAUGUGGACAUGCAUGACCAUCCUCACUGAAUGACUGUGUGUUAUUCACCCCUCUUUCCCCUUUUCCCCUUUCAGGUGAGGAGUGAAGGUUCACAGCAAGUCUUGUCGGGUGCUGGUUUUAAAAAUGAGUUUUACUUAUGUUUUAUUUCAGAUAUAACUACGUUGGUUUGACUUUGCGAAUUAUGCGGUUUAUGAUUUCAUGUUAAGAUGUUUCUUUAAGAAUAAAGAUGGAUUUUUAUGAAAUAUAUUUAUUAAGUUGGUUAGUUUUGAAAGACGGGUGUUACAAUUUUGGUAUCAAAGCUAGUUCUAUCCCGGUUCCGACCUGGGAUGGCGGUCAAUAAAUCAGUUUCCAAUGUUUUAAGGUUUUUAUGGGGUUUUGGGAUAUUUAAAAAAAAAAAAAAAAAAAAAAAAUGCACCGCCGACUCCGCAUUUGAACCUCAAAGUCCUUAAAUCCUUUGUUGAGCUGUCCUAAAUGUUUUGUAUUAGGGCAAAGUAUGGCUCGAGGUGGAACUAGAAGAGGUGGAGCUAGAAGAGGCAGAGGACGUGGAGCUCACCCUAGGGAAGAAACUGUUGAAAUGACUGCAGAGAGUACUCAUAACGGAGGUCAAGCACCAAUUCAAGGAGUGGAUCCGACAGUGAUCACAGCAGCAGUGGUUGAAGGACUCAGACAGUUGUUUGGACAACAAAUUCCAGCAAUACCAGUAGGCGGACAGAUGCCUGGUGUGGCUGCGGCUCAGGCUCAAGGUGCACCACCACCACCUGUAAUUCCACCACCUCCACCGCCAGUACAGAUGCCAAAUCAGGAUCUGAGGCAUGACUACUGGAAAGUGUUGAAGCUGAUGAGAGAAAUGGGAACUACAACUUUCAAUGGUGAAACUGAUCCAGUUGUAGCUGACAAUUGGAAGAAGCAGCUGGAGCGUAACUUCGGAAAUGUUCGCUGCCCACCAGAGUAUAAGGUAGAGUUAGCUACAAGCUUUCUUUUGGGUGAAGCUCAGAUUUGGUGGGAUGAAUUUGUUAGGGGAGGUCAGCCAGGCUACAUUGUUCCUUGGACUACAUUCCGAGAAGAGUUUGAUAGGAAGUAUUUUCCGCAAGAGGCUUUGGACCAGUUGGAAAUGGAGUUUCUGUCACUCACUCAGGAGAACCGAUCAGUGAGGGACUAUGAGCGAGAGUUCAACAGACUUAAAAGGUUCGCUGGGAUGAUGGGUUUGAGACUGGAUAUCAGCAAGAUUUGUCAGAUUCGUGACUAUGGAAGUCUCAUUGACUUGGUGGAAAGAGCUUCAUUGACUGAGCGCAAUAUUGAAGAGGAAAACAAACUGACCAAGAGUGCACCGCAAAAAUCUGCUCGAACAACAGAACCAGUGAGACAUCAGCAAGAUAGUCGGGGAGUUAUUGCUGGAAGGGACAAGGGAGCAGCAUGCAGCCGGUGUGGAAAGAAUCAUAGCGGAACUUGCAUGAGUUCUACAGGGUUAUGCUACAAUUGCGGCCAGCCUGGACACACAAAGGCGACUUGUAGGAAGUUUAUGGGCACAUGCAAUUCUUGUGGAAAAGUAGGUCAUCGUGCUAAAGACUGCAGGGUGAGACAGCAUGGUCAGAUCAUCGGCAAUCAAAACAGGGAACAGUUGCCUCCGCCUCCAAAGAGACAGACAGUAGCUCCCCGUGCUUAUGUAGCAGGAGAUCAUGAGGGCAACGAGCCAAUCGCGGGAUCUAUCUCUGUUGGAGAUGUCGCUGCAUACACAUUGUUUGAUAGUGGGGCUACACAUAGUUUUGUGAGCCCAAAACUAGUAAAGUGUUGGCACUUUAAGGGAAAAGUUCGCAAUAAAGAAUGGAAAGUCGAAACCGCAGGAGAUGAACCGAUGAAAUCUUCAAGGACUUUCAAGGAUGUUCUGAUUAUAAUUGAAGGUGUUGUACUUCUCGGAAAUCUUGUGGAGAUGAAGUUGGGUCGUUAUGAUGUUAUACUCGGAAUGGAUUGGUUAAAACAACACGACGCGUUAUUAGAUUGCCGAAAGACACGGAUUACCUUUUCAGGACCAGAAGGAAGAAUGAGUUACCAGGGGCUUAAGCUUCAGAGUGGAAUUCCAAUUAUCUCAAUGAUUCAAGCAGAAGAGUUGCUAGCAAAGGGAAACGAAGCUUACCUUGCCACAAUAACUAUGGAGGGGGGGCGAAGUAGAUGCAGAGCUAGACACUAUUCCAGUCGUAGCUGAAUACAAAGACGUUUUUUGA